UGGGAGCAGCAGCCAGUGAUCUGGGACAACAGGCUUCCCAAAAGGGUCCCCUCUCCUCUCUUCUCCUGGCCAAGGGAAGCCAAAGACACCUAAGAUUUGGGAGAAGAAGCAAGAGGAAGAAGAAGAAGAAGGGGAUGCCAGGCCAAGCCAGGAGGAGGCCUUGGAGAGGCCAUGCCAGGGGAUGAGCCACCAUGUAUGUGAGCCGGCCCUUGGAGAAAGAAGCCAGCAUGUAUCCAGCCACCAUCAGGUGCAACGGCGGCAGUGGGAACAACAGCCAUUUGCCAGGACAAAGCUUCUCCUCCACGGCCUCCUACAACGACUAUAUGGGAUUCCACCACACGCAGGGCAUAGAGAGCCGGGGUCAGCCUCCUGGAUCUUGGGGGGCCCAUUAUGGCCCACAGAGAGAGGACUGGGAUGCUUUCAAUGCAGGGAUGGCCCCAAUGAACAGCUCCUCUCCUGGGCCGGCUCCAUACGGUCCCACCGACUAUGGUUCUCUUAAUGCUGCUGGAUCUGGGGCUUUGUCCUCCGUGGAGACCAUCAACGCAGAGCAGAUCUCGCCUCUCAGCUCCUACGAGUGGAUGAGGAAAACCAUCCAGUCCACUUCCACAGGCAAAACAAGGACGACCGAGAAGUACCGCAUUGUCUACUCGGACCACCAAAGACUCGAGCUGGAGAAGGAGUUUCAUUACAACCGAUACAUCACCAUCCGGAGGAAGUCCGAACUGGCUGCAAACCUAAGGCUUUCUGAGAGACAGGUCAAAAUCUGGUUCCAAAACCGCCGUGCCAAAGAACGGAAACUAAUGAAGAAGAAGAUGAACAACUUUGACGGCAGUGGCGUUGGCUCUAUGCAGAGGGACUCGGGACCCAUCAGCCCGAUCCCUGUCGUGGACCCACAGACUCAUUCGGAAAUGGUCGGCCCGCUCUUCAGUCCGCCACCAUCUCUGCCCAUGAAUGGCCUGCAGCACAACGGGAAUCUUUAGCAGGGAGCAGAAAUGCAGCAAAGGCCGUGUAUGGAAAAACAUAUUGGUCACAACAAGGACUUUGCAGCAACACAUCAGCCAUUUGUUAAGGAGAGAGAACUUCUUGGCUGGGACAAGGACUAAGUUCAGCAAAAGGGCUGCAAGGCUAUGGAUAAGAAGCCGGACGACUGCAAAGCCCAUCUCGCAGAGAUGCCACAUUUCCCUUGGACCUGAGGUUACAGCAAUCAUAGGAUCAUAGAAUAAUACCGUUGGAAGAGACCACAUGGGCCAUCCAGUCCAACCCCCUGCCAUGCAGGAAAAGCACAAUCGGAGCACCCCCAAUAGAUGGCCACCCAGUCUCAAUAAUAAUAAUAAUACGAAUAAUAAUAAUACAAAAUCCAGCAUAUCUAUCUUGUUUGCUGUCAUACAAUGUAAUAAUAAUAAUAAUAAUAAUAAUAAUAAUAAUAAUAGAGCUGGAAGAGAUCGCAUGGGCCAUCCAGUCCAACUCCCUGCCAUACAGGAAAAGCACAAUCAGAGCACCCCCAACAGAUGGCCACCCAGUCUCAAUAAUAAUAAUAAUAAUAAUAAUAAUAAUACAAAAUCCAGCAUAUCUAUCUUGUUUGCUGUGACAUACAAAAUAAUAAUAAUAAUAAUAAUAAUAAUAAUAAUAAUAGAGAUGGAAGAGAUCGCAUGGGCCAUCCAGUCCACACCCUACCAUGCAGGAAAAGCACAAUCAGAGCACCCCCAACAGUUGGCCACCCAGUCAUAAUAAUAGUAAUAAUAAUAAUAGUAAUAAUAAUAAUAGAGCUGGAAGAGAUCGCAUGGGCCAUCCAGUCCAACUCCCUACCAUGCCGGAAAAGCACAAUCAGAGCAUUCCCAACAGAUGGCCACCCAGUCUUAAUAAUAAUAAUAAUAAUAAUAAUAAUAAUAAUAAUAAUAAUAAUAAUAAUAACUAACUGCAAAAGGCCACCCUACUGGGAUCUGCGCGCAUCAUUCGAAAAUACAUCACACAGUCCUAGACACUUGGGAAGUGUUCGACUUGUCAUUUUGUGAAACGAAAUCCAGCAUAUCUAUCUUGUUUGCUGUGUCAUACAAUAAUAAUAAUAAUAAUAAUAAUAAUAAUAAUAAUAAUAAUAAUAAUAAUAAUAGAGCUGGGAGAGAUCGCAUGGGCCAUCCAGUCAAACCCCCUACUGAUAUUCCAACACCUGGAAAAACCCAAAACACAUUUGGACGAGACUCGAUUGGAAUUAAAGACAGCUUCUUUUGGAACAAAAGGCAUCUUUUAGUCAAAGAAUAAAUCACUUUGGAUACAGCUGCUUCCAACAACUGCAAACGUCAACACUCUUAGCAUAAAAUGUUUAUGAAUGUAUGAAUUGGUUAAAAAGGCAAAAUGCCCAAUCGGUUUGCAGCCCCAGUUUAAAAGUAUUGCCAAAAGUUGGAUCAAAAUGUAGGGAAUCGUUAGCCUUGUAGUUAUAGAGACAUUUGUUUUACAGCCAUUUGAAUUCUUAGUGUCAGCCUGUGUUUUUGUUAAUUGUAACUCUCCCACAAACAUACGCAAAGUACUGUUUGAUGCGAAUAAAUAUUUUUGUGAAA
Molecule: messenger RNA, 2552 nt
Organism: Anolis carolinensis (green anole)
Lineage: Eukaryota; Metazoa; Chordata; Lepidosauria; Squamata; Anolidae
Product: homeobox protein CDX-4
Exons: 3
Coding region: 192-980 (262 amino acids)
Biological process (GO): anterior/posterior axis specification; regulation of transcription by RNA polymerase II; animal organ morphogenesis
Cellular component (GO): nucleus
Molecular function (GO): DNA-binding transcription factor activity, RNA polymerase II-specific; RNA polymerase II transcription regulatory region sequence-specific DNA binding
Source: RefSeq, a predicted model, not a curated record